UUUACAGAGACAGUCUGCUUUUUCAUUGAACGCAUUCACUCAACGUCAAAACAAAUUGAAAUUUUCCAUAUGACUUUGAAGUAUAGAUUUACGACAGAAUUUUCCUCAAAUUUUCCAGAAAGUAAUUGAAUUUUUAUAUCGCGUAGACUUAUGCUGCGAUAAGUCGAACUAUAUUAAAGUAAGAAAUCAAAAUCAUUGGUAAUAUCUGUGCCCCAGUUUAACAUUUCCUGGAAAUAGAAUUUUCAUUCGAGUAACAAUGGAUAACUUUCCGUCGUAUCAGAAUGGAAAUCAUGGUAAACAGCAAGAUUUCCAGAAAUUGGCCCUAACUGUGGAGACUAGCAUCCAGAAAAUCUCUCAAAAUGUUUCUUCCAUGCAACGUAUGGUAAAACAAGUUGGAACUCAUCAAGACUCCCCAGAAUUGAGGAAACAAUUGCAUUCUCUUCAACAUUACACUCAAAAACUAGUGAAGGAUACUAAUGGAUACAUCAAAGAACUCAACAAUUUCUCAGUCUCUUCACCCUCAGAACAGAGGCAAAUCAAAAUGCAAAGAGAAAGACUUCAUGAUGAAUUCGCUGCCACCUUAAACCGAUUUCAGAUGGCGCAGAGAAGUACAGCUCAGAAGGAAAAAGAACAGGUCAACAAAGUCAGAGAGCAGAACUUUAGCGAACCAUAUUUAGAAUCCAACAGGAAACAGCCACUCAUUGAGCUUCAAGAUAGUAACUAUUCUAAGCAGCAAAUGCAGAUGCAGGAAACUGCUGAUUUGAGGGCUUUGGAAGAACAAGAACAAUCAAUCAGAGAGCUUGAGAAUGAUAUCCGAGACGUGAACGAUAUUUUUAAAGAAUUGGGCGUGCUUGUUCAUGAACAAGGAGAGAUAAUUGAUAGCAUUGAAGCCAAUGUAGAGAAAACUGAAAGCUUCGUUCAUCAAGGGGCAACUCAGUUGAGGGAAGCCAGCAACUAUAAAAAUAAAAUACGAAGGAAAAAAGUUAUUCUAGCUGUUAUUGCUGCUAUUUUUUUGACUGUGAUUAUUCUGAUCAUAUAUUAUGGAAGCAAAAAUUAAAUAAACAACUAAAUAUCAGAUAACUAUGGGAGAUGUAGUGGUAAAAUUCAUAAAUUUAUCACCACCAACAUAAUUUUUAUAAAUUUUGAAACUUUGUUUCCUUCACUAAAUGGUUCUUGUAUGGUCUGAAGUUGUUGAAUUGUUGCAGAAAUAUUUAUAUAUAAAUGUAUCUAUGCUAAAUGAAAAUUAUUAUAUGCAUUGAAGUCCUCUUUAUCAUAUUCACAUUGGGGAGAAUCAGAAUGAAGACCCUUCCUUUCUUGGCAAGUUAUUUCACCAACUCUUCUAGUUUCAUUACGUUAAGUUCACCCUUAAUAAACCAUUCCAAGGUAUUAUUUAACUUUUCCUCUCUCUAUAAUGUACUCGGAAAUAGUUAUAUAUUUAAUAACUUCUCUCUUAACGUUAACUUUUAUUUUGUUUAGACUUUAGUAGUGAGAUUAUUUUAAUCAAAUUUCUUGUACAUUUUUCUUCUGUAUCUAGUGAUUUCUAUGUAUAUACGAUAUGUUAGUAAAA
Messenger RNA from Coccinella septempunctata (seven-spotted ladybird), 1567 nucleotides. Its product is annotated as syntaxin-7. The transcript has 5 exons. Gene Ontology annotation, cellular component: membrane; synaptic vesicle; SNARE complex. Gene Ontology annotation, molecular function: SNAP receptor activity; SNARE binding. NCBI's taxonomy places the organism in Eukaryota, Metazoa, Arthropoda, Insecta, Coleoptera, Coccinellidae. The record is from RefSeq and is a predicted model, not a curated record. Bases 257 to 1057 code for a protein of 266 amino acids. Gene Ontology annotation, biological process: vesicle-mediated transport; intracellular protein transport; vesicle fusion.